UUGACGACAUUUUCCCGCUGAAAUUCAAUGUAAUACGCCCCCGAUAAUUUUACUUUUAGCACGAUAUUAUAAAUGCAUGUAGACAUUAUUACUAUUUUUAUUUACCUGCUAACUAGGUUAGCAACUCCAUAACUUGUAAAAACUAUUUUGUGAACUUUUAUUGACACUUUUAUUAAGUAACCGAUAUGGUAUCAAAAGUUGUUCUCAAGAAAAAAACUCAAAAUAAAAUAUAAUAGUUUCUCCGAGUACCUGUCCUUUGAUGUUUAUCGUAUUGCUAUAAUUUUAAGUCAUUUAAGCAUUUUGGUGUUCAUUUCUUAGAAAAUUCGCGCAACACACUCAUUCGUGUUUCUCAAACGCACAAGUAAAUUGAUAGUUGCUUUCCAAGAUCUGAAACAUCUCGGAAGAUGAAAAAUAUAUCCUGCUUUGUUUAUUUUCGAAUGUACAAAAGGCUUUUAUAACCUUUAUGCCAUGAAGCACUAUGGCACAACGGUUCAUUUGUGGAUACGAAGCAAAACGUAAAAUUAACGCAAUUCACUUUAUUUUAGCGCCAAAAAGUUCAAAGGAUUCGAAUUUAGAACAUAAAUUGUAUUCCAUUUUAAAGUGAGGUUUCACUAAACAAAAUAAAGCAUGACGUUAGCGGUAUGUAACCGGCCAGUAUACGGGUGGCGCUUGGUCCAAAAGUUACGAAAUUGAAAUGUGUAAAACUUCAAAUUAAUUUUUAACUAGAUUUAUUUGUUUACGUUCUGCUAACGGUUCUUAAAUUAGUUUCGAAUUCAUAUUUAUAAUACUUAAUUGGUUGUAGCGUAUUGAAUUUCAAUCGAAGAAACUUGGAAACUGUAAUAUUCUUAGGCAUUACCUGAGCGCAGGUUUAUAGUUAGAGCUCAUUACGCAAGUUCGUAAAGUGCAAACUAUUGAGCUAUUAGGAGAGUUAAUGUAGCUUUUGAAACGACGACGGUGAACUUUGUUCUAAAAAUGUACAAUAGCAUUCGGAGAAAAAUAGACUAAAUAAAAAAAUGAAGAUACAAGGAUGCAUCCUUCCCUAGCAGUAGACAGUUUUAGGCGGGCUUCCCCGAACUACAUUACUUGCACCUUAAAAUACGAAGGCGUGACUACAUGUUAAGUGGAAGAGGCUAACGAAGCGUCUUCCUGAAACCCGCCCUCUUUCCCACUCCCGUACUAUAAAUAUGACGCUGAAACAUUUUCGCUUCAGUCGUUCAGGAAAGCUCGAGGUGUGCACUGUGCCAAAUCAUAGCAUUCCCUAGUGACAACGUGAUACGGGACGCGUAACACGACAACAAAUAUCUAAUACUAAUCAGUUCGCGAUUGUUUUACAAACACUUUUGAUUUAUUCAAGUGACUUUUUGGAUUGUUCAGUGAAAGCUAUUGAAGUGGUGAAGAUGUUGGACAAAACCAUCCUCGGUGGUAGUUGGGAAAGUGUGGUGUCGAGAGACGACUACGAGAUUGACUACAACCAGAGCCCGAGAGGGUCUCCUUUGAAGGAUACGUCCAACAUCCAGGAUGAGCCUGGCUACUGCAUCAGCCGUCACAACCCGAACAAGACCUUCCGCCGUGAGUCUGUCAUAGCUUCAUGGAAGAGUCUGAAGAAGGAGAGGGAGCAGGCUUUGGGGAAGCGGUUCAUCUAUGUGGACGCUGACAGUUACCAGGAUUAUUACGGCAGGAACAAGGUCAAGCGUUGCAAGAGUGACAGGGCCCCUGUCGCACCAAACAAGGUGCCAAAGAAGGUCAAGCGCACAUACUCUGUUCUGUACAGGUAUGACCCAUCUGAAGAGAAAGUAGUGAAGGAGUACAAGUAUCAGCUUCCUAAGGAGAAUGAGCCUAUCAACCACCCAGUAAUGCAGAAAUCCUACUCCGAACCCUUCUUGAGGUCGGAAACUUCACCCAAGAAGAAGGUCAAGAGGUCUUUCACAACACUGUUGAACAUCAAGACAAAGUUCUUAAACAUUUUCACCUCGAAGAGUUAAAUUGUUGUAGGGAUUUAACUUGGUUUAAUUGCUCAAUUCAAUGCAUUUUAUAUGAUUGGCGUAUUACUGCGCAUACAAGGUCGUAACCGCCAUGAUUCUAGUCGAAAUUUUGCCUAUCAGGUUCAAUGCCGGAACCAUCUAUUUUGAUAUUGUCUGGUAAAAGUAUAAACAAAAUUGUAAUGGAAUAGAUCAAUCAACGUUUUUGUUGCUAUUCCAAGUUGAAACAGGCAAAGAUUGGAUAUAUUAUCAGAUCGUAAUUUGUAAGCUUUAUUAAAAGAUUUAUUUUUGAAGUGCCAAAUGUAUUCAUAAAAUAGUAAGUUUAGUAUAUAAUUUGUGAUAUUUUUCGUGUGUUGUGAUAUUUUUAUAUUUUUGAAGGAUCAUUGUGGUAUGGUCAACAUACUGCAACGGAUGCUUGAUAGUAUUAACUGUAAAAAUCUGAUCAAUCAGAAAUAAUGUUCUAAAUUGCAUGUAAUUCUUUAUAUUAGCCUCUAAUAUAUUGUUAUUACCCAGCUUAGAAGUUAAAAUAUAUACUGUUUACAACUCAUUUACUAUAUUUUUCAUAAAUAUAAGUAAAAUGUUGUCUGUAACAUAAAUAAU
Messenger RNA from Spodoptera litura, 2579 nucleotides. RefSeq lists its product as uncharacterized. Lineage: Eukaryota; Metazoa; Arthropoda; Insecta; Lepidoptera; Noctuidae. The record is from RefSeq and is a predicted model, not a curated record.